Messenger RNA from Physella acuta, 2056 nucleotides. RefSeq lists its product as uncharacterized. The record is from RefSeq and is a predicted model, not a curated record. Lineage: Eukaryota; Metazoa; Mollusca; Gastropoda; Physidae.
UCAGUAAAUUUAGAAUAAACGUCAUAUCACUUCCGCAUCGUCAUUCAGCUGAUAGAGUAAUUUUUCUAAACAUUUUUCUUAUCUUAUCUAGAUUUGUACCACUUACUGAGCUGUGGAAAUGUCUCCACCCAAGGUAUCAUUGUCAAAUAAGGAAUCUCAGAAGCCUAUCGUGACAGAAGAGGUCCUUCCUGAAAAAGGAGAUGGAGUAGAGUUUCCUGCAGUCAUUACUUUUGAAACUGAACGCCGUGCCAGAAAUCUUCGUAUGCUGCACAAGCAACGCAAAUGUCGUCGCAUUGUCUGUGGGGUCACUCUGGUGAUUAUUGUGGCCGUUGCUGCCCUUGCUACCAUGGCACUUGUGCUUCAUUUCCGCCGCCAUCAUCGCAAGGCUUGGGAAUGCCGAUCUAAUGGUCUCCCAGUCAGUGUCAGAGUGGAUCAUGAAAACCAGCUGAUCUACGCCAAGCAUGACCAUGAUCAAAACUCCCAGACCACUGCUAUGGAAAUUCUCCAUGAGUACGACAGAGGGCUGGUGGCUUACAAAGAUGUGGACAACAGCACUUGCUACAUUGAUCGUCUGGACGAAACUUUUGAAGAUGGUUAUGAACGCUGGCAAGCAUAUGAAGCUGUUGAAAACACAGAUAAAAAGGUCCUGCAAGUUCUCCAGCCCAUCGAGAUAGAGGUGGUGGAGCACAUUACUGACAUCCACAUCUACUCUCACUGUGAGAAAGCCAAUUCUUUCUGGGUGAAAGAGAUUGAAAUCACUGAGGUGACCAAAGAGAUGAAUGUUUUCUACAUUUAAAUUAUCCCUGCAGCUGUCCCUAGCUCAUGGCCAGAUGUUUUUCAAAUUGUUUCUAAAUUGACCACCUCUUGUUUGCAAGUUUUUCAUGUUCAAUAUGUACUAACACCAAUAAAUAUAUAGUCUAAAGAUAUUCUUAUACAAUUAUAGAAGAAUUCUACCACAUUGUAGUUUGUAUCAAGAUGUAAUUAAUGAAGUUUCCAUUUGCAAACUUGAAAUAUGUGGGAGCUCUGGGGCAGCCUUGGAUAUUUUUUGUUAAUAUUUUUUCUCUCUAACUUUAAAUUUGUUUUGUCCAUUUAUAUAUACAUUUUUCAACAUUUUUUUUAUAACAACAAAGUAUCCCACCCCGCACUAAAUAAAGUGUAUAAAGCAUAGUUAUUCUUUGUUUAAAGCCUUAUGAUCAUUGAGGAUUGCAUAUAGUUUUUCAAUUUGGUUUUAGCAGUCCAGAUUUAUAAAAAAAUCUGUUAAAAUUAAAGAUAAAAAUAAAUGCAAAAUUAGUUUUAAUACAUUGACCAUUAAUAAAUAUAAAAGAUUAAUAUUAUACUAAUCCAGUUUAUUUUGUCUAUUCAUUUUUAGUUAAUCAUUAUUGAAUGUUUUAAAAGUAGAUGUAUACAAACUCUGCAAAUUUGCAUGUUAAAGCCAAUUGAAUUUUUUUUUGGUUAAUGAAUCUUCAUUUAUGUACUUAAUUCACACAAUAUUCCAGGUUUGAAUUCAUGUACACUUUACAUAAAAAUUAAAUCAAAUUUUUUUUAAGCAUAUUUUUUUUUGCCAAUAGUUAAAACAUAAUGUUUGUGUAAUGUCAAUUAUUGUUCUGGUUAUACAUAUUAAAAAUCUCAUGUGAUAUUUUACUUUACCAAAACUUUCAAAACAAACUAAAUGAUCUGUUAAUGUUAAACAGCUAAUUAAUGUUUAUCCAGUUAAUUUUGAUAUUAAAAUAGAUUUACUGAUUACAACUUGAUCACUUCUGUUUGAUUUAUAAUUAGCUAAAUGGAACAAAUUGUGCUUUUGUUGAUUAUUGUAACAAAUAAGUGUCACUUAAACAGAUGUUUAUUUUUAGAAAAGUGUUUGCAACCAAUUGCUCUGUUUCUCUUUGAAACUUGGCAAUUCUGGUAUAAGUGUAAUUAAAAAACAAGAAACUAAGCUGUUGUUUUUAGUAAAUGUUUGCUGAUACAUUCCAACCACUGGGGUUAUUUGAAAUUUAUUUCUAUACAGUAUUUGAAAUUUUAUUUUGGUCUAUGCAAAAUAAAAAUAGAUAUCAUUUGA